GAUUUUGUUGUAAAUUUAGUAUUUACGGGUGGAAAAUUGCCAGAUUUCUUUAUCUAAACACAUCCAGAACUGUUUCCCUGUAAAAAUGGAUUCACUAAUGGAACCUACACUGUACACCAUCAAAGGAAUGUGCAUACUGGACAACGACGGAAACCGGAUACUGGCCAAGUACUACGACAAAAACGUAUUCCCCACGGUCAAAGAGCAGCGGGCGUACGAGAAGAACCUGUUUAACAAAACGCACCGUGCGGAUGCGGAAAUCAUUAUGCUGGAUGGGUUGACCUGCGUGUACAAGAGUAACGUGGAUCUGUUUUUCUACGUAAUGGGCAGCACGCAGGAGAACGAGCUAAUACUACUGUCCGUGCUGAACUGCCUGUACGAUACGAUCACCAUGAUACUGAAGAAAAAUGUAGAAAAGCGAGCAGUGUUGGAAAAUCUCGACAUUGUAAUGCUGGCGUUUGAUGAAAUUUGUGACGGAGGCAUUAUCCUAGACGCAGAUCCAUCGUCCGUGAUGAAGCGAGUCGAUCUGCGAAACGACGACAUUCCGAUCGGGGAACAAACCGUUGCCCAGGUUCUACAGUCGGCCAAAGAGCAACUGAAAUGGUCACUGCUAAAGUGAGACCGUGCAGGAGUUGUUUUCUUAGAUUUGCUUC
Molecule: messenger RNA, 653 nt
Organism: Anopheles maculipalpis
Lineage: Eukaryota; Metazoa; Arthropoda; Insecta; Diptera; Culicidae
Gene: zetaCOP
Product: coatomer subunit zeta-1
Exons: 5
Coding region: 86-619 (177 amino acids)
Biological process (GO): intra-Golgi vesicle-mediated transport; intracellular protein transport; retrograde vesicle-mediated transport, Golgi to endoplasmic reticulum
Cellular component (GO): COPI vesicle coat
Source: RefSeq, a predicted model, not a curated record